Molecule: messenger RNA, 1306 nt
Organism: Zychaea mexicana
Lineage: Eukaryota; Fungi; Mucoromycota; Mucoromycetes; Mucorales; Lichtheimiaceae
Exons: 6
Coding region: 187-993 (268 amino acids)
Cellular component (GO): nucleus; cytoplasm; ribonucleoprotein complex
Molecular function (GO): mRNA binding
Source: RefSeq, a predicted model, not a curated record
CUAUUUUUAAUAUAUCAGCGGCCCCUUACAUGCAUUCUCCAUCAGAGUGGCUGAGCUUCGAUUUCGCACCAAACAAAAUAAGAGAUUACAGUGGUUGCGUAGCGCCGCCGUUUUCCUCUUUUUCUUUGGAGCAUCAUACCCAUCCUCUUUUUUUCUACAGUCAAAAAAAAAAUACACACAGUAAUAAUGUCAACUAGAGUUUAUAUUGGUCGUCUUGCACGCGAUGCAAGAGAACGCGACUUGGAACGCCUUUUCAAAAGCUAUGGUGACAUUCGUGAAAUCAACAUCAAGACCGGUUACGGUUUCGUUGAAUUCAGGGAUUCCAGAGAUGCCGAAGAUGUGGUGUAUGAUUUCCAUGGCAAAGAGUUUUUGGGUGAAAGAAUUAUUGUGGAACUUGCCCGUGGCACUCGCCGUGGUAGAGACGGUGGUGGUGGCCGUGGUCAUAAUGACCGCAAGCGCUCGUCUUACCGCCUUAUUGUCGAGAACAUUCCCUCCGGAACCAGCUGGCAGGAUCUCAAGGAUAUGAUGCGCAAGGCCGGUGAGGUGACUUUUGCCGAUGUGAUUCGAAGCCGUCCUGGUGAAGGUGUUGUUGAGUUUGCUCACAGUUCGGAUAUGAAGUAUGCUCUCAAAUCGCUGAACGAUAGUGAACUGAAUGGUGCACGAGUCAGUCUUUACGAGGAUACUGGCCGUCGUUCGUCUCGCCGACGUAGCCGUUCUGACUCACGCAGCCGUUCCCCGCGUCGCCGAUCCUCGCGUCGCUCCCGUUCGCGCUCCUUGACCCCAUCCCGCUCGCGUUCGCGCUCGCGCUCGCCGCGUAGAUCCUCUGGAGGAGGCCGUCGCAGCAGCCGUCGCCGUUCUGAUGAUGAAGAUGCAGACGUGCGAUCACCUGAGCCCGAGCGCUCCAGAGAACGUACCCCUGAAAAGAGAGCCGAGCGCAGCCGUUCGUAUUCGCGCAGCCCUUCUCGCUCUCCCGCUCGCAGCCAAGCCAGGUAAACAAACAUAACAGGAAUUUGGAAACAACAGUAGCAUUCUAUACAUAUCUGAUUGUAUAUUGACAAAUAAUAACAAAUCUGUGUUCGUUUAGUGCUGAUGGCCGCGACUAAAGAAGAGAGCAGAUUUGGUGGGAUGCAGGUUUUCUUGUCCUUUCUUUUUUUCCGUCCUCGUCUAGUAUUCGUACUUUUUUAAGGGGGUAUGUUAUUAUCACGUACCUGCAAAUCCUGUUCUUCUUUGUGAAACAACGUAAACACAGGCAAGAGGAGAAAAAUAAACAUAACAGAUGGAUCAGAAUAAGAAAAACAAUAUACAU